GCUCCUAGCAGAGAGCACAGGGGUGGGGUGGACGUUGAGAGCCUUGGGAUGAGACGACGGCGGCUAGGUCUGUAGCCUGGGCGGGGCUGGGACGCAGGCGGGACCCGUGGGUACUCGAGCCCCGGGCGUCUAGAUGCCCAGACAGAGGCGACCGCGGGCUCGACUUGGCCUCGACCUCUCUGCACCUUUGUCCCUGUGCACCCUGGCCGUCUGCCCUUCGUCCCUAACCGGCCAUGCCAUCCCCCGCACCUCCCACCGUGCUACUGCCGUGGGAGCGCGCCGUGGUACUGCUGUCGUGCGUGCUGUCAGCGCUGGGCUCGGGCCUCUUGGUGGUCACGCACGCCCUGUGGCCUGACCUGCGUAGCCGGGCGCGGCGCCUGCUACUCUUCCUGUCGCUAGCGGACCUGCUCUCGGCUGCCUCGUACUUCUACGGGGUGCUGCAGGACUUUGCGGGGCCUUCGUGGGACUGCGUGCUGCAGGGCGCGCUCUCUACUUUCGCCAACACCAGCUCCUUCUUCUGGACGGUGGCCAUCGCUCUCUACCUGUACCUCAGCAUCGUCCGAGAUGCGCGCGGGCCCAGCACGGACCAUCUGCUCUGGGCUUUUCAUCUCAUCAGCUGGGGUGUCCCGCUGGCCAUUACAGCGGCCGCUGUCUCUCUGAAGAAGAUAGGCUAUGAUGCCUCCGACGUGUCUGUGGGCUGGUGCUGGGUGAACCUGGAGGCUGAGGACCGUGUCAUGUGGAUGCUCCUGACUGGGAAGCUGUGGGAGAUGCUGGCUUAUGUCUUACUGCCUCUACUGUACCUUCUGGUCAGAAAACACAUCAACAGAGCGCACCAGGCCCUCUCUGAGUACCGGCCCAUCUGUGAGGCGCGCCAGCUGCAGCGAGGCUCCUCCGCCUCCAUGGCUGAUAAGAAACUGAUCCUGAUUCCGCUCAUAUUCAUCUGUCUCCGGGUCUGGAGCACUGUGCGCUUCGUCCUGACCCUCUGCGGCUCCCCAGCUGUCAGGUCUCCUGUGCUGGUUGUUUUGCACGGCAUUGGGAACACUUUCCAGGGAGGGGCCAACUGCAUCAUGUUCGCCCUCUGCACCCGCGCAGUCCGCACAAGGCUCUUGUCUCUCUUCUGCUGCCGCUGCUGUCCUCAGCCCUCUACCCAGAACCCUCUUGGGGCUCCUACUCCCCCCAAGAUGAGAGAAUCUCAGGAAUCCAGACGGACUCCAGAAGUUCCCAGCACCUGAUUGGCGGACUUCUCUCCUUGUUCUCACCGCUGCUGCCUUCCUGGUGCCUGCUGCUGCCACCACCAGGUACAGGGUCGCCCACCGGAAGCCUUGACUAGGGAAGCUCCGCCCCGUGAAGGAACGGCCCGUCAGGGCAGCCUCUUCUACCUCCUAGACUCUCAGGGCUGCUGUGCGUUCCCUGCACUCCCGUGUCCUGGUUCAGUGGGGUUUGUUUGUGUAAGCCCAGAGAUGUGGGAUGCAGGGAAGCCGGCAAUGCAGGAUCCCGUUGGGGCACUGGUUCUCAGUCCUGAAGCCACCAGCACUGUUUACAGUUUGAGGGACCCAUACCUAUGGACCCCUCGGAGAGAUGCACCCCGACCCAGACAUCACAGUAUGGGGUCCAGGUUUGCCACGGUGUUGAGAUUCACAGAGAACCUGGAGAAGUUAGCGCUCAACAGCAGAGCCAUUUCCCUUAAACCAGGUCCCAAGUCCGCUACGAUCACGGAGACGCCGUCAUUGACCCAAACCACCCAGGCACACAGUCAUGGGCAUCUCACAGAUUCUCUGCUUGGCUCAUCAACCCUCAAUAUUUAUUGCAUUUGAAUUUCAGCACAGGCCAGAGUCCAGAGUCCUGCCCAUGAGUCAAUCACACAACACUCAGGUCCUUUCUGGGACCAAGACAGAAGGCAGCUCAGCUCCAGUCCCUAAGGACGACAUACGGUUUCUACCUGCUGUUUUCAUACAACUUUUGUUCUCAGUGAUUAUUACAGGGGUGAGUCAGGAGGGUCUCUGGCUUGGCACCUUGUUUAGUUAGUUUUGGUUUGCUUGUUUGGUUGUUUUGUUUUGUGGUCAGGGGGGUUGGUGAAUGGUCCAAACACUGACUCCAACCCAAAGGGGAGCCUUUGGAGAUUCAGCCUUGGGCUGGGAUAUAGCCCACUGUGCUUCCACGUUGGUCCCUGUACCAAAAAUAUUUAAAAAGCUUUUUUUUCUUGGUAGUUAUUUAUGGGAUAUAGAAAGAGGAUUCUGAGGUGAUUACAUUUUAUUUAAUUUAUUUGAGAUAGGGUCUCAUUAUAUAGCCCUGGCUGGUCUGGAACUUGCUGUGUAGACCAAGCUGGCCUCGAACUCACAGAGAUCCACUUGCCUCUGCCUCCCGAUAAUUACAUUUUUUAAAAAAGGUUUUGUUUGUUUUUUGUUUUGUGCUUCCUGUACUAGGGCCUUGCUCUGCCACUGGGUUCUACCCCAAGCCUUCCUUUUGUUCCUUUUGUUUUGAGCAGAGUCUCACUAAGUUGCCUCGACUGGCCUUGAACUCUCUGUCAGCCAGGCUAGACUUGAACUCGCGUUUUCCCUACCUCAACCUCCCAGAAAGCUAGUACUAAAGCCUCGGGGCAGUGUGCCCAAUCAAAGAAGGGCAUAAGAGAGCUGUGUUUGCGCUUCCACUCAGCGGCUCUUCUAGCAAGCCUUCCCUCACUUCAGAGAGCUAGGUACUCCGCGUCUCA
This is a messenger RNA of Microtus ochrogaster (prairie vole), 2707 nucleotides long. It is a transcript of the gene Gpr157, whose product is annotated as G protein-coupled receptor 157. Gene Ontology annotation, biological process: cell surface receptor signaling pathway; adenylate cyclase-activating G protein-coupled receptor signaling pathway. Gene Ontology annotation, cellular component: plasma membrane. Gene Ontology annotation, molecular function: G protein-coupled receptor activity. The record is from RefSeq and is a predicted model, not a curated record. Lineage: Eukaryota; Metazoa; Chordata; Mammalia; Rodentia; Cricetidae.